Molecule: messenger RNA, 1461 nt
Organism: Setaria italica (foxtail millet)
Lineage: Eukaryota; Viridiplantae; Streptophyta; Magnoliopsida; Poales; Poaceae
Exons: 3
Coding region: 13-1125 (370 amino acids)
Source: RefSeq, a predicted model, not a curated record
ACCGAAGAAACAAUGUCGGAGACGCCUCUCCUCAAGGACUCCAACUCGGAGGGGGGCGGCGACCAAGAAAGCAAAUUCAGAAAAUCAAAGAACCUGCAAGACCUGUCGCGCGGCAAGGAUUUGGCCGCCACGGCGAGCCUUUCCGGUGGAGAGAGAAAGAAGGGGGUUUCUGACAGCAAGAACGGACCAGUUUUGCCGACACGUGAGGACGCGUCUGUCGCCGAGGAGUUGGCCGCUGAUGCCCGUGCUCUCGUUGACGAGCUACGCGGCAGCGGCAGCAUCUUCAUCGACCCCGCCAAGGCGGUCGCCCGUACGGCAGCAGCGUACGCCAAGUCACAGGACGAUCGGGAGGCUGCAACUAGAUUGGCAGAUGCGCUGGCUAUCUUCAAUGAGCUCUUCGCCGUUUCGAAGCCAACGACAAUCAGCUACAAAAUGAGCGAGGUCCUUCACGGUUCCGCCAAAGUUCUUCCCGGUCGGCACUAUCUCUGCCGCUCUGCUAAUCUCGAUCUCAAGAAGGCAAUUCAGGCCUGCUCUUCUGAAAACACCCCUUCGCACGAGAACAAGAUUACAAAGAAGGCAAGCGAUGGCGACGUGGCGCCACCGCGAGGCCGGCCACUCAGUGCCAGGUCGCUUGCGGACACGGCCUCCGAUGCCAAGUGCUCAUGGACCAAACGGCUCCGACUUGCCAUCACUCCGCAAGAACCACUGCUUCCAAUUCAGGUCCCUGACGACGAGGCCAAGCUGAUUGAGAAACGUCAGAUUCUCUACGGGUUGGCCCUCGCCGCACCUGUGCCAUUACUCACGUCGGCGGCCGGCCUCCAACUGUUCCCGGGUGCCUGGGCGUUCGUUGCUGGCGCAGGCAUCGCCGUAUGGAUCGUCACGAGCUGCGGUAUGGUACUCAACCAGUACGGGCGAUUGGACUGGGAGAAACGGGCCGCCCGGGCGUUGGGCCGCCUGGGCGUACUAGGCGCUGCGCUGAUGUUCAGCUUUUACGGCUACCGGGCUUUCUUCCCUUCUGCGCCGUGGGGGCUUGUGAUCCUCAUUGGUGCAGCCGUCUUAGGCCUCGGCGCUCCCUGGGCGAUGAGCUGCAUCCGAGGUGACGAUGUCAUCCCAGGAGAGGACUGAACGCGCAGCGGCAGUGACGACGGGUCAGCAUGAUGGUCCGGAUGCGCGAGCUCUUCUUCUUCCUGUUGACAACUGACCGGCGACCUCUGUGGUUGCAGCAGUGCUGAGACUCCAGACGCUGUGGACUUAGCUGUGACUGCAGCAUGACGCAAACUGUGUGGAUGAUGGUCAACGUUACUUCUGCCAUACAUCCAUGGUUGACAUGGGCAACCAAACGCUAACGUGUACAUUACUUUGAGAUUUUGGUGUGCUUCACGAUUGUUUUCUGUAAUUUGUCUGUUUGUUUACUUCACUGUUCACUGUUGAACAAAAAUAAGAAUUUGAGAAAAAUAAGAA